Messenger RNA from Pseudogymnoascus destructans, 2038 nucleotides. RefSeq lists its product as uncharacterized. The record is from RefSeq and is a predicted model, not a curated record. Bases 701 to 1633 code for a protein of 310 amino acids. Lineage: Eukaryota; Fungi; Ascomycota; Leotiomycetes; Thelebolales; Thelebolaceae. The transcript is spliced from 2 exons.
CGUGCAGUCUCAUCCGACCACAUCUGAGGCCCAUUGAGUUUCACAACGCCAAACGUCACCGCCGCGCUCGAACUGUCGCAGUACGGAGUGCGCGCUGCGUAAUGCUUUCGUCUGCACACCUGAUUCGGUGGGUGAUUGGAGUUUGUUCGCAUGCGCGCGGCCUGGGAAAACAAAUUGCGCCCCUUGAGACCGCUGAGUGGCUGCUUAUGAGGCCAUCGUGGGUAGACGUGAUGGAGAACGGAAGGUCGUCGUUCCUGAGCCCAAGGAGCCAAGGGAAGGGAAUGGGGGGAGAGUGAGAGACGCCGGAUAGACCGAGAGGUCUUCGUUCCGGGCUGGGCGGUAGGCUUUAAUGGGGGUGGUCGCCCAUAUUUGUGUCGGUUCUUUUUCUCUCUCCCCGUCCGUCUACACAUCGUCGUCACUCAUUCUUGCGAUACUCCAAACAUUUUCGAUUCUGUCCAAACAAGCGCUGGUUCUGCUUUAUUUUAUUAUUAUAAACCUUACACGACCCAUUUUUGACACUGGCCUGAGUCCUGUAUACAACCCUUUUUUUUUCUUCUGAGAAUCAAACGGAGCUGGUCUUGUUAUAUAACCUUCAUAUUUUUAAUAUUCGAGAAAGAGGAGAAAGUUGUCGCUCAACGCCGGUCUAUCUGCUAUACACUUUGAAUAUUACUCAUUACAAUCCCGUUUCUCUUCCCUCAAAAUGCCGAGCUUCAAGACCCUCGCCUCGGCCGCCACUCUCGGCCUCGCUGCCUUCGGUGCCGCCCUUCCCUCCGGCUCCUACAGCACUCUCAGGUCCCGCGCGCUUUCUAAUGAUCUUGCCACUGCAGCAGGCAUCAGCGAUGUCGACAUCCUGCAAUUCGCCCUAACCCUCGAAUUCCUCGAAGCCGAAUUCUACCGCAGCGGCUUUGCCAAGUUCCCAGACGCCGACUUCGCCGCCCUCGGCCUCACAGCUGAAGACCUCGUAUCCCUCAAACAAGUCGGCGCUACCGAGCAAACCCACGUCACCACCCUCCUCGCCGCCAUCUCCGCCCAGGGCGUCAAGCCCGUCGCCCCCUGCACCUACAACUUCGGCUUCACCACCGCCGCUAAGAUGGUCGCCACCGCCUCCGUUCUCGAAGCCGUAGGCAUCAGCGCCUACCUCGGCGCCGCCCCUCUCGUCGCCGCUCCCGCCAUACUGACGGCUGCGGGCAGCAUCCUCACCGUCGAGGCGAGACAUCAGACUCUCAUCCGCACCCUCACCAAGGUCGCUGCGGUGCCAAACCCCUUCGAUACCCCCCUCGGCACGCGCGCGGUCUUCUCCCUCGCUGCGCCAUUCAUCACCGCUUGCCCUGACGGCUCGAACCUAGCCAUCAAGCCCUUCCCUGCCAUGACAUCCACGACCCCCGCAUCCGCCAUCGUCGCCGACGCACAGCUUGCCGUAGCCAGCACUGCGCAGGGCGCAACGCACUGUGCGUUUGUGAACGGUGGCGCUCCUGGUGGAGCCGUGUUCGUCCCGCUUACGGGGGGGAACUGCCGGGUUCCGCAGAUCUUGAAGGGGGAUGUGUUUGUGUUCUUGGCGAGCGCGGGACCGGCGACGGGCGUGCUCACGGAUGAUAUUACGGUUGCAGGACCGAUGGUGGUGCAGAUCUCGUAGAGCGAGAUGCGCCACUGGGGGAUGGGGGGAGGUUAGAUGUUACGUUAGCUGUUACGUAGAGAUAAUGGAGGAUUUUGGAGUGUUAGAUUUUGGAGUUGGUAGGGUGGGAAUUAUACUUCUUCUUCUUCUUCAGUAUCUGAUGUGCCAAAGCGAUUCUACAUUGUGAACUAUUAUUAUAGGAGGGGGGAAAGCGUAGGAGGAAGUAACCUCCCAUUGGCUCCUUCCUUUUAAAAUAUUAUGUUAAGAUAAGUUACAUAAAGGGAAAGAGCGAUGGACAUAGCUAUGGCAAGGGAAAAAGGGAAGGAGCCAACAUAAAUCCGAAUAAAAUGCAUGAUACGGAAUGGUAUGUUAAACACCAGCAACGGCGGCGGCGUACCACCUCGGCGUACCACCUUCCACACACGA